UAGUCCUCCAUUGAAAAACAUGGCGUAAAGGAACAGUGACUUGGAAGUAAAUAUGGAAGUGUCUGGGAAGAGAAAAGAUUCAUCCAAUACAAAAACAAUGUCUGGGUCCCAGGAUGAUGUGCAGCUCUAUUGUCAACCAUGUCAGCAAGAUGGUUUAAACGUACCUGCACAUGGAUACUGCCAGGAUUGUGCGGAACACUUGUGUGAUAGCUGCUAUCAAACUCACAGAAAGCCGGCACCAUGCAGACAUCAUGUACUUUUAGAUAAGAGUAAAAUGCCUAUGUCACAGAGUCAUAACCAACAUGACCUGAUCGAAGAAUGUAGGUGGCAUAGUGGGAAUCUGAUAGAAUACUUCUGCCAUCAACACCAUGCCUUUGGCUGCAGUGCCUGUAUAACUUUCGGCCACAGGAAACACCCAACCUCAGGCUUCAUUCCCUGUAUAUCACGAAACUGCAAGGUGGACUACAUUCCUUAUGUCUGUGACAAAUAUGUCACUUGUAACGAAUAUAAACUACUUGUAGAUUCACUGAAAACUGUUAAAGAGAAUUUCAAGAAGAUAACUGACGGAGCUAAAACAAACAAAAAGAAGAUCCUUGAGAACAAAACCACUGUUAAAGAUGAAAUUAAGAAGUUUCAUCAAGAAGUCAACAGUAUGUUUGUCCAACUUCAAGAACUAGCUGAUGUUCUAUUUGCUGAAGAGUCGGCUAGAAUUGAUGAUAUAGCAACAAGAUUUGACAUAUUGUUACAAGAUACUGAGGAUCUUCAAGAUAGUGUGAACACGUUAGAGAAAGGAAAUAAAACCAAUGCCCUAUACAUCAUAUCUAAGACCAGUGAAGCACUGGUACACUACUAUACAUCCACUUUGGAAAAUACACAAAGCAAUAGUUCUGUGAACACUUUUGCGUUUCAACCAAACUUGACACUAAAGAAAAUACUGUUACAGUCUGAAACUGGAAUUGGUCAACUUCACAAAAGCUACAAGUAAGUUUGAAAACAAACAAGGUAGAUCUACUUUACUUUUGAGUUAUGAACAAGGAAAUACCUUUAUGAAAAACUGAAAGCAAAGCCAUCAUGUGAAAUAAACAUGUAUCCCUAGAGUGGUUGUAAAUUGGCAGAAUAAUUGAUACAAAAAUGAAGAAGUUUUCUUAUGCAUAUAUCUUAUCUGCCAGAAAGAUGUUAAUAGUUCUUAUUAAAUAAUGAUUUGUUAAUUUACUAUAUGUAUCUGUUUGCAUCAGAAUAGCUGCUGCUGAUGCAGACAUAUCCCUUACUUUUAAUUACUUAGAUAUAAUAGUGUGUCACAACUAUAUCUCUAUUAGGAAGCACUCUCUUGUAUUUAUGUUUAGCUUCCCAAUUACGUUAUCUUGUCUUAACCAUUGAUUAAGAUUAGUAAUGCAAUCUGGUUUUAUCCCUCUUUCUUAGCAUGUAUGUAAACCUUGCAUCAACUUUAAGCAUCUACUUAUGCAGUUUGCUACUUUCAUAUAUUUUCUUAUACUGAGCCAGCCUGUAUGUGCUUUAAUGAUAACCUUUUUAUCAUUCAUUUUAUGUACGGAACAAAUAUAUGUUGAAAUAUGUCGAUUGACUUUGUGACAUUACGUUAUCUUAUUCGAGAAACGAGUCAAACUUUUCGAUACUUUGAAACUUUGCACACGCCAAAUUAUUUUGAAACUACAUUUCGCUACAUAAAUAGCGCGCACAUGUUUAAUACACCUCGGCAAAUAAAUAUACAGUUAUCAUAAAAGGGACUCAACAUCAGCCGAUAUAAACUUAAAAUCUGAUGUUAAAUCACAAAAGCUGGGUGCAUCAUUUGAUGAAUCAUUAGACAAAUCAUUAGAUACAGAGCUUUCUACAGUUCCAGAGCCAAUUAUCUUGUCUAGUAAAGUCUCAAUCGGAUUUAGAAUCGCUUGAUGCUUUGGCUUUAAGACUUGAAAGUAAAAUAUUGAGUGUAUUACGUGGUACUGAGAAUUCCGCUGGGAAAGACAUAGUUGACGGUGUCGUCGGCUGGCUUCAUACAAGAAUCAAUGAACUUGAAACUGAGAAUCAUAUAAUUAGAAAAGAAAAUAUUGAGUUGAAACAACAUGUCUCUAAGAUGGAAAAUCAGCGCAAGGCUGAUCAACAGUACAGACAUAGGAAUUUUGUGAGAAUUUCUGGUGUCGUGGAGAAAGACAAAGAAGUCCCCGAUGACCUAGUUAUGAAAAUCUGUGAUGCCUUUAAAACUGAACUUACACCUGAUGAAAUCGGCAGAUGUUACAGAGUUGGAAAGGCCAAGAAUCAUUGACCCCGGAGAUUCUCGUGAAAUUCACUUCGUACAGAAAUCGGCAGAAACUCUAUAAGAAACGCACACGUUUAAAGGAUUAAAAGCUCGGUCACCGUGGUACCUUUGUAAAUGAGCCUCUUAAACGCAAACGUGCUUUAUUGUGGUAUGCUGCUCGUAAACUAGCCCAGCAGGGUAAAUUCAUGGGUGCUUGGUCAACUGAUGGUCAAGUACUCGACAAGAAGCUUGCAGAAGGCGCAGACCACAACAACAAGGACGCUCCAAUGGAACUGAUCCGGAUAGCUUAGCAGGGCAAAUUCAUGGGUGCUUGGUCAACUGAUGGUCAAGUACUCGCCAAGAAGCUUGCAGAAGGCGCAGACUACAACAACAAGGACGCUCCAACGGAACUAAUCCGGAUUAAGUCUGAAGCAGAUUUAGUGCCUUAUAAUACCUAAAUAUAGUGAUUGAUACAAACUUUUGUUACUAAGUGUAAUAUGAUGUUCAUUGCAAAUUGUCAAUCUUAAGCAUUUAGCGCACUGCUGUUCGAAUGAAUACUAUCUAUUAUUAGAUUAUAGAUGAAUUUACGAAUACAUUUUGAACUUCUGAACAUUUAAAUUUUAGGUUAAGUCUUUCCCAUAUCACAAAAGAUGACAUUUAAUAGAAGCAUAAGUAUAGUACUAACCACGUUUUGGUGCUUUUUACCACAUAAUACGAAAUGUCGAAGGAAAAUUAUUGUAACAAAAUUGAGACGUAUACAUCUGUUGUUUAUCUCCCUUCGUACGAUGUAGAUUAUUCCUUGUACUAUCGUGAAUAAUUAUGUUGCACCAAUGAUCUUUGAUAAAUUGAACUUUAAAUGCCCUGUAAAAUUCAGUUGAUUAUUGUUUAUCUCUGAUUCGAGUAUGUAAAUGGUAAGAACAAGUCUAGUGCUAUUUUUCACAGUGAAACUGCUGUAGAUACGGAAAAGUUUCAAAAUCAUCAUGUCAUGUCUUGAAAGAAAUGCUCUUGAUUGUAUUAAAACAUUGACUUUGUUUGCUCUUCUACAAAAAAUAUUCAUUUAUCAGCGAACCACUUAAAUGCUACUGGUAUAGUAAAUGUAGGAUCAAACUAUUUACAUGUCAUACGAUGAUGAUUGUUUAUUUGUCGUUUUGCAUUUUAUAUUUUUAGCGAAAAUGUAUGACAAUUCUCAUAACAUAACCGUAUUUUAUGUUAAUAUGCAUGUAUUUAAUAACACUUAUUAAGUAAUCGAUGCUUUCAAUAUGUAUGCUAAAUCUAGAUACAGGGUAUACCCUUCCAUCAGUUUAAAACCACAAAACCAAUCAUUAAAACCCAUCUCAGAACUGUAUAAAUUAUCUAAACUUGUAAAUAAUUGCGUACUUGCAAAUUUUGUAAAGCGUAUUUAAUUAUUCAAAUUUGUGAAUUUCAUCAAAAAUGUCCUAUUGUACCACAGUACUCAAGAAUACAAUAAUAAUUAUUAUACUGAUGCCAACACAUCCACGCGCACACACAAACGCACACACAUACGCACGCACACACACACACACACACACUUACAUAUAAUAUUUAUACUGAUGCCAACGCACACACGCGCACAAUCCGGCACAAACUUUUGCAUUUAUAUCUGUGUGUCUGUCUGUCUGUCACAAAGCUUGUCCGUGCUCUAAGUCAAACAUUUUUCAUCCAAUCUUCACCAAACUUUAACAAAAUGUGUUCGACAUAAGACCAAGUUCGAUAACUAGCCAAAUCGGUCUAAGCAAUUUGGAGUUAUGGCCCUUUAAUAACCGAAAAUCGGCCUUUUUACUCAUGUCCUCACUCCAAGUCAAACAUUUCUCAUCCAGUUUCACCAAACUUGAACAAAGUGUGCUUGACCAUAAGUUCUCGGCCAGGUUCGAUAAAUCCAAAUCGGCCCAGGUACUUCAAAAUUGUGGCCUUUGAAUUACCCAGUACCAUCUACCAAAUACCACAGCUGCUGAACAUUCUCUCGUUGAAGACUCUAACAUCUUGCUGUAAACCAGAUAUAAUCACUGGUGAUUUGAACAACAACAUGCCCAAAUGUAUCUAGGAAGAUCAGCAGUUUGUGUCAGCGACUUUCUCUCUCAUAAUGUACGAAUAUAUCAGACCCAACAUACUUUACAGAAAAUUCUUCUUCACUUAAGCGGCACAUAUGGUAGGUGACAAAGGCAACUACGAACUCUUGCGAGAACAGGCAGCAAGAACAAAUUAGCAAGAACUACGACAUACAAACAUAAAAACAUAUAUAGAAAAAAUCACAGACACUAUAAUAAGCAUUUCCAAAGCAUGUUUUCCAAAAAAAAGAUGUUACAAUCAGACCAAAUGACCCACCCUGGUUUCCUCCAGACGUGAAAAAAACUCACCAGAAAAAGGCGUAGAUAUUACAGAACAACGCAUAAACAUAGAAAAAUGAUAGAUUGAAAUUUAGAAUACUUUGCAAUGGAAUAACAAACAUUAUCAGACAAUCUAAAGUCAAACACAUGCACAACUAAUCUCAAAACAACUCAACACAGUUCAAAAUCCUGGCCCCAAUUUCACGAAAAAUCUCAAGUAAUUGCUUAGCUGAGUCUCUUAUUUAAAAUGCUUGUUUUUGCCCUUUAUGCGUCUUCAAUGUUGACUUUUUCAUCAAUAUCAGACCCGUACAUGACUAUUUCAUAGAUCAGAACAAAACAAUUCUGAAUUUUUCAGAAUAUGAAUUACAAAAGUAAGAAUAAUACUUAAGCAAAUACUUAAGUUCGUUAUCUCGUGCUUAAAUAGAAAUAUCGUAUUUGCGUGACUGAAAGAAGUACUGCAGACAAAUACUACUAACCAUAGUUUAAUUUAGCUAUAAAUACAUUGGUAUAAAAAAAUCAACAUUAAAUAACAAAAGCUUAAGCAAUAGCAUGAUUUUAAAAUAACAGACUUAACUAAGUAAUUACUUAAGGUUUUUUGUGAAAUUGGGGCCUGGUGAACUUGUCUUAAAUCGUUCAUCAAACUGUCAACUUCUUCAUCUAUUCCUUCCCUUCAAGACGGCGAUGCCAUUGCUGAGGAUGAAAACUCGAAAGCAGACAUACCCAAUGACUACUUUAGAGACCAAACCCUUAAACCCUUACCUUCUUAGUGAGCUGGAGAACUUGGCACGUGCUCUAUAUGCUGACACGCCCCCCUCUUCCACAAAGCCAUAUUUCGAAUAUCGCCUGACGAAGUCAUGCUUGUCUUGAAAUCACUACCUCUUGCCAAAGCCGCUGGUUCUGAUUGCAUCAAAUAGCUCUGUAUUAAAUUAUUUUCAGCACUUGCAGAUCUGUUUAACCAAUCGCUAACAUCAUCUUUAUUUCCCGACUCUUGGAAAGAAGCGUUUGUUACACCAAUCUUUAAGGCUGGCGAUCAAUCUGUUCCAGGAAACUAUCGCCUUAUCUGUCUACUCUUUGUGCUUGGAAAGGAAUUUGAUGGAUUGUUUUCAAACACACCUUCCGUAAUCUUACAUUUCAAAUCUUCACUCAAUCAGGACUCAUCCCAGGUGACUCGACCAUAACAACUUACUUAUCUGUGUAACUUCUUGGCAGAGAUCAUUGAUUCUGGUAAGGAAGUGAGAGCAGUAUUUUGCGAUAUCAUUCAAGCAUUUGAUCGAGUGUGGAACAAGGGUUUGCUGAUAAAACUUAAACGAUGGGCAUAAAUUGUUCGCUACUCUCCAGGUUUUCCUCUUAUCUUUCUGGUUGAAGACAUCUGUUGUCAUACCCGGUGCUCAUUCCAAAUGGAAUGUCAUUAAUGCCUUGGUACCACAGGGAUUGAUCGACGUAUAUAAAUGACAUUGUCUUCAAUAUACAGGCUGACAUCAAUCUCUUCGCCGACGAUACGAAUCUCUUUCUAGAAGUUGAGGAUCCUCUCCGCUUUACGUACUCUAAAUUUUGAUUUAUUAACUUAUAAUUUCAAAUUGGGCUAACACUUGGUUGAUAAAAUUCAACCCGAAGAAGACUGAAUCAUUGAUUUUUAUCCAUAAAACUUGUACCAGAGACCAAAGCUUACAAAUGAGCAACGAGACUAUUCAAUUGGUUACAAGUCAUAAGCACCUUAAUUGGCGUGGUUCUUUCUGCCGAUUUUAAAUGACAUUGUCACAUCGGCUACACUGUAGGGAAAGCUUACCAGUGCAUAAUUGUGAUGCGAAAGUUUAAAUUUGUCCAUGACCGCCAUUCCCUCGAAACAAUAUAUACAUCUUUAAUGAUAUUCAACCUAUUCUAGAGUAUGGUGAAGUUAAUGACUCAAAACCUUGUUCCUCCAUAUCUAUCUGCUCUGUGUCCUCAACUGGUUCAAAAUCCAACAUACAAACUCAGCAACCGAGAUGACUUCAGAGUACCAAGAACUCGAACAACUCUUUACUACAAUUCUUUUGAGCCUUCUACUACACAAGCUUUCAACGACCUCCCUGUUGAUGUCCGUAGCUCUCCCACCAUGCAUGACUACUUUUGAAAUGCACCUUUUCCACCCUUCAAAUGUCUAUCCCGGUAAACGUAGGACUCGGGUAAUGCACACUCGCCUCCGAACUAACUGUAGUUCACUAUUAGACGAUCUGUAUACAAAAAGCAUUAUUACUUUACCUCUCUGGGAGUGUGGUCAUAGGGAGACUGCUCGUCACUUUUUUCUCGAGUGUCCGCUUUAUCAGAAUCUGCGUCCAGAUUUGGUAAAUGGCAUAAGUAUUCACUUCAAUACCCUCUUUGGAAACACAAAACUCUCUGACACUGCAAACGAACAGAUCUUUCUUAUUGUUCACAGAUACAUUGACAAAUCAAAUUGCUUCGACAUUUCCCGUAAAAACAAAUAUGUAAAGACUACCAACUCGGAAACAAACACCCGGUCGGCCCCCACUCUCUCUUGUUUCUUACUAGUUUUACCAGCAAUUCCAUACAUCCCUCACCUUCCCUCAUUAAUUUUUGUUACAUGUUGUUUUUUUCUUGUUGUUGUUCUACAUUUCAAACAUUUAUACCCCAUUACUACCCCAUGUACCGAUAUCUAGCAUACAUUAGGAUAGAGCUUUUAUUAGCAUUUUGCUUCCAGUUCAAUCCAUUUCGGUCGAUACAUGUACAAGUAUUUUGUAUUAUAUAAUAUUAAUAAUAUAUGAUAAUGAUGAAUAAAAUAUGUUUAAACUAAUAUGCAUUAAAGUAAAUAUUUCAUGUGUUAAGGUAGUUCUGCACAUUCGGAUAGAAAUAAUUUCUACAAAGUAGAAUUUGAUUAAACUCUGAUUUUACUGAACUUAAGAACAAACCUAGAAACCACAAAUAAAAAGAUAGGGUUGUGUGCUUGAUUUUUUCAUAGACUGAUUUUAAAAAUAGGGACCUCACGCAAUAUUUCAUAAUGGGAGUCUUUGGGAAAAUCAUAACUUUCAUAACAUUUCCGCAAAUAGAAAUUGUUCUACAAUGUAGAUUUUGAUGAAACUUCUCAGACCUGUAAAUAAAGACAUGGCCUAUAAUUUGAUAAAACAAGAGCGGUCCGUAAGACAGCCAAUGCUUGACUAUUCGAACUAUUUCCCAGAAGCAGCAAAAUAUUACCAUAAAUGUUAAAAUAUCUAUAGAGAUUCAAUCCAGUAUCUGCAUUAGUUUUGGAGAUAGUAACAUGCAUACCAAACUUUAAGUUUUUAGUUUGAAAGGGAACAUAAUUUGACAAAAAUCAUGUCAGAGUUGAUGCAAUUAACUAGCUUUAUAACCUCUAGGUACAUGAGAAGUUUCAAUUUAAUAUGUCUUGUUCUACAAAUAGCAACUUAUUUAAAACUUUAACCAAAUUUUCCAAAAAGUGGCAUAAUUUGCCCAAAAUACAGACCAGAGUUAAGGGAAUUGACCCAGUGAGGUUGGUAAUUUAUCUAGAAAAAAGAAAAAAUAAGUUUCAAAUCUAUAUGCCUUUAAGUAAUAGUUGUAUGUGUUUGCAUGCAAAACUUUAACCAGGAAUUUCUAAGUCCAAAAGAGAGCAUAAUUUGUCCAAAAUGCAGGUCAGAGUUAUGGGACUUGGUGCUAUUAACUAGUUUUAUAACCCCGAAGACACAUGUAAAAUUUCAAUUCAAUAUCUGCAUUAGUUUUGGAGAUAAUAACUUGCAUAGGAUUUCCUAAGUCAAAAAGGGGGCAUUAUUUCUUAAAAGUAAAUGUCAUAGUUAUGGGACUUGAUCCAGUUAGGUUGGUAAUUGACCUAAAAAAAGAAAAACAAAGUUUUAAAACUAUAUGCCUUUAAAUGACAGCCAUAUGUACUUGCAUGCAAAACUUUAACCAAGGUGUGACGCCGAUACCGACGCCGACACCAGGGGGAGUAGAAGUAAUAAAAUGUAUAGGUCCUUGUGCAUAUUUUUGAGAUAUCUGUCGACGAUUAAUGUAACCGGACAUUUCACAUUAAUUUUAAGACAUUAUUUUGAUUAAUUUAGCAUGUCAUAAGUUUUAAUAUCAUAUUUUGACUUUAGAAAUUUAGCAAAAGUGCCAUUGUAAUAAAUUAACUGCAAUUAAUUCAUAAAAUUAUUUCUGUAUGCCGAAUUCAAUCUUUAUACUACGUUUUAUGGAAAUAUGACGUUACGCCAUAACUUUCGGUUUAUCAAACAUGUAGAACUACCUCAAUGCAGUUUAUUUUUCAUAAAAGUGUCAAACAUUAAUUCUUUCUUUGAAUAAAUGUUUCUCUUUAUAUGAAUAAAAAAUCUAUGUAUGCUGUUUGCCAAUGCUUAGUAGGAAACUGAAGUAGACUUAGCUAAUUAUGUACAUGUGAUGAAACAUUUAGAUCAUAAUAAUUCGGAAUCACCAUACUUCUGUACCAAAUAGCAUUUUUGUUAAUAACUUGUGCAUAAUUUUUCCUUCAUCACUAUUAGAUAUUCCAGAUGAAAUACUCAUCUGUGCUAUCCUAUUCAGUAGAAAUGAACAAGAGUUAUAGUGUAUUGGAAUACAGUGAAAUGACACAGCUUUCAUGGUAUGAUGGCUGGAAAAUAUAAAUAUUUGACAAAGUAAGUAUUAUUACAUACACGUUUCUAUUCCCCGUUAAGUUACACUGGUACCGGAAACGUCAAUAUUUUCCAUACGGU
This is a messenger RNA of Mercenaria mercenaria, 9278 nucleotides long. RefSeq names its product E3 ubiquitin-protein ligase TRIM33-like. Lineage: Eukaryota; Metazoa; Mollusca; Bivalvia; Venerida; Veneridae. Gene Ontology annotation, cellular component: nucleoplasm; chromatin. Gene Ontology annotation, molecular function: zinc ion binding; ubiquitin-protein transferase activity. The transcript is spliced from 2 exons. The record is from RefSeq and is a predicted model, not a curated record. Bases 53 to 985 code for a protein of 310 amino acids. Gene Ontology annotation, biological process: positive regulation of DNA-templated transcription.